AUGAAGCUCUUGGUGGCUGUGCUCCUGCUCUGCAGCCUGGGUGAGGCGGGCGCCCAGCAUGCCGAGCUGCGCAAGCCGCCCAAGGAGAUCCGCGAGGAGCGGGAGGAAGCCCAGCAGAAGCUGGUGGCCUGCCGCUUGGAGGGCCGCAACCUCGAGGAGUGCCGCAAGGACUUCGGGAACUCCACAGGUGCAGCUCCAGACGCUGUGAAAGAGCGUUUGGAGCUGGAGAAGGGCACCCCCUUGGUGCUCUUAGGGACCCUGGAGAAUUGCACCAAUGACCUGAACAAGACGGAGCUCAAUGUCACCUUUGCCGACUGCAAGAUGCAGGUCAAGAACCUCCUAGAGCGCCUCAAAAACGAGACGGUGCAGCCGGAGGAGCUGGACGGGGAGAUUCGAAAGAUUGCGGCGGAGAAGGCGAAGAUGAUCAUCCACUUGUGCUCGGCGGCAGCUUCAACAGAAGCGGCCAAGGAGGCUUGCCUCUCCAGCAAGGAGGCCCUGGAUGCCUUAGCCAAGCUUUCUGGCAGGCCGUUGGGAUCGGUGCCCGAAGAGGAGCUGCGUAGCCUCUUUCGCCGUGGCGCUGCAGAGGAGGUCUCAGAGGAGCUUCGGCUGUGCAUGGGACGUGCCGAGACGGAUGAGAAGCAGAAGGGAUGCUUUGAUUCUGAUGACAUCCGUGAAGCUGUUGGCAACAGCCUGGGCAAAGGCAAGGGUGAGGUCAAAGAUUCCGAUGUACGCGAGUUCCUCGAAGAAGGUGUCAAGAAGGAGAUGUGGACCUUGCUUGAAUCCUGCCCUGAUGAUGCCAAACAACGCUGCCUGAUGGAGGCCAAGGAGCUGCUUGCCACAGUCUCUGGCCGCGAGGCGUCUGCCAUCGCAGAUGACAUGGUGGACAAGCUCCUCGAAGACGAGAUGGCCACGGAACUCGGUGAGAGGAUGAGGGCGUGCAUGGAUGAGGCUGUGGAUGAUGCAUCCAAGGAGAGCUGCCGGACCACACUCUCCAGCGGUGUCCUUGGCAUUACCCGUGGCGGUGAGACGCCAUCCCGCACCGACAUGGAGGAGGCGCUGAAGGAGGCUGGCCGCGACAAGGCCAAGCAGGUGAGCAAGGACUGCCAAGGAAGCCGCGAGGAGUGUAUGGAGAAGCUGCGGGAGGAGGCCGCCAAAUCCAUGGGCAGAAGCAAGGAGGACCUCACGAACAUGGACCUCUCGGACAUGGAGGUUGAGAGGUUGAACAUGGAUGGGGCUCGUGACGCGGCGAAAGAGGCUGCCCGUGGCUGUGCGGCAGCUCGCAAGGUGGAAGCCUCUGCCAGCUGCACUGACCCCACCGAGGUGUAUGCAAAUGCUCGGAAAGUUCCCAUCACUGACGACGUGGAACGGAAGCGCAUCCAGCAGGAAUUGGUGAAGGAGUCCGAGAAGGAUGCCAUGAGGACGUGCAUGGGAGAAUCUGACAAGCCCGGUUUCGAGCGCUGUAUGGAUGAGAUGACGGAUGUUGAGGAAGUCGCAGGAGAGCUCUUCCAGGGCAUGUCCACCGAGCGAAAGCAGAACAAGGAGAAGAGGGCCAAGGAGGAGGCAGCCGUGGAGGUCGUUGGUGAGCGGUACCAGCUCUGCAUGGAGACUUCCACAACUGAGCAGCAGAUGAAGGCCUGCCGUGACGAGAUUCGGGAUGGUGCCAGCAUGGCCGGCCUGAAGGAAGACGUGGAGGAUGUCGUCAAGAAGUACCACCGCAACGUGGUUGCCACGGCGGCCAGGGCCUGCAAUUCUACCCAGAGGAAGAUUUGCAUAGACCAGGCUAAGGAGGAGCUGAAAAAGAGCGGUCUCAAGGAAAGGGCAUUUGGUGUGGUGCGUAGGCUGGCAGAGAUGAAGGCUGCAGCCGAGACCUGGGCUGCCUGCCAGGAGAACCGUGUGGAGUUGAAUGCUACUUGUGACUCCAUGGCCCAGGCGGAGUUUGAGGAGAUCAGCGGCUCCAAGGAUGCGUGGACUGCAGAGGUUGCCGAAAAGGUCAAGGAGCUUGGCCAAGCCAUGGUUGAGGGCCGAGAGAUCGUCCUGCGUAAGCUGCGCGCCAUCCUGCUGGAGAUCCUGACGGAUUCUCUGGAAUGUUCUGAUGCUGUGAAGGAUAAAAUCGCGGACAGGGCACAGCUGACCUCAGAUGGCUUCAUGCCAAACUCAAGCAUGGGGUCGCGCAACGUGUCAGACAAGGAGUGCAGGAUCGUCUGGGGCCUUGCUCGCUAUACCUGCAAGCUGCACACGAAGGACUUGAACGAGACUGAGACCGACGACCUGUCCGACGUCCUCAGCACAGACCUUGGAACCACCGACAUCAACGUGCGCCGCUUGGGGAGGCGUCUUGCCGUGGUCACCGAGUCCUUUGCAGCGCAGGAAGAGGAGGAGACUGCUAGCCCUGCUACAACAAGUGAUGAUGCUACCAGCACCACCAGCACCACCAGCAACAGCGAAUCGGGCAACGGCGGUGACAGCACCACCUCAUCUGCCAGCUUCUUGGCCAGCUUCUCCGCAUCAGCCCUGAUCUUGCUUUGGUUUCUGUAG
Molecule: messenger RNA, 2535 nt
Organism: Symbiodinium pilosum
Lineage: Eukaryota; Dinophyceae; Suessiales; Symbiodiniaceae
Source: the annotation of a GenBank genome assembly